GCGCCGGCCCCCGCGUCGGGCCGGGGCCGCCGCGAUGGACCCUCCCGCGGGCAUCGCCUGCCUCCUGCUCUGCUGCGCGCUCGCCCUGCCCGCCGGUGCCCUGCGGCGCCCCGGGGACAGAGAUUCAAUCCUGAGGAAUAUAGAGGAGUACAGCCUUGUCAUCCCCACAAGCACCGAUUCAGAGGGCAGGUUUCUAUCCCACUUGGUGUCUGGACCACCAAAAGCACGCUUCAGGAGAGCUGUGGAGGACUUGCAACAUGAAGCAGCAAAUGAGCAGAUAUUUUACAAUGUCACUGUUUUUGGAAGAGAGUUUCACUUCAGGCUGCGGCCAAACUCCAGGCUCGUGGCCCCUGGAGCAACAGUUGAGUGGCAGGAGGACUCUGAGGAGACUCAUAUUGAACCUCUCUAUGGGAAUUGCCUCUAUGUUGGGGAUAUCACUGAUAUGCCAAAUGCUUCUGUUGCUAUCAGCAAUUGUGAUGGAUUGGCUGGCAUGAUCCGCACGGACAAGGACGAGUUCUUCAUCGAGCCUCUGGAGAGGGGGGCCCAGGAGGAGGAAGAAGGAGCAGGCAGAACACACGUGGUCUAUCGCAGAGCUGCUGCCAGGAAGCAGCUUCCCAGUGAGAAUGUGGACACUGUGUACAAAGGCUCCAACCUCACUGCCUUGGACGCUCUGGGCAGCGCCCUGGGCCUCGCUGAGGAGCAGCUGCAGCGCUGGGGGCAGCGCCGCCGGAGGCACGCCGCGGAGGACGACUACAACAUCGAAGUGCUCCUGGGGGUCGAUGACUCCGUUGUUCAGUUCCAUGGGAAAGAACACGUUCAGAAGUACCUGCUGACCUUGAUGAACAUUGUUAAUGAAAUUUAUCAUGAUGAGUCCCUGGGUGCUCACAUUAACGUUGUCUUGGUGAGGAUAAUCCUGCUGAGCUACGGCAAGUCUAUGAGUCUGAUAGAGAUUGGGAACCCCUCACAAAGCCUGGAGAACGUGUGUCGCUGGGCCUACCUGCAGCAGAAACCCGACACUGGGCACGCCGAGUAUCACGACCAUGCCAUCUUCCUCACCAGGCAGGAUUUUGGUCCAUCAGGCAUGCAAGGCUAUGCUCCUGUCACUGGGAUGUGCCAUCCUGUCCGAAGCUGCACUCUCAACCACGAAGAUGGUUUUUCAUCUGCAUUUGUGGUGGCUCAUGAAACUGGACAUGUGUUAGGAAUGGAGCACGACGGCCAAGGCAACCGCUGUGGGGACGAGGUCCGGCUGGGCAGCAUCAUGGCCCCCCUGGUGCAGGCUGCCUUCCACCGCUUCCACUGGUCCCGCUGCAGCCAGCAGGAGCUGAACCGCUACCUCCACUCCUACGAUUGUCUGCGGGAUGAUCCCUUCGAACACGACUGGCCCUCCCUCCCACAGCUGCCAGGGAUUCACUACUCCAUGAAUGAGCAGUGCCGGUUUGACUUCGGUCUGGGAUACAUGAUGUGCACAGCUUUCCGUACAUUUGAUCCCUGCAAGCAGCUGUGGUGUAGCCACCCCGAGAACCCCUAUUUCUGCAAGACAAAGAAAGGGCCUCCGCUGGACGGGACCAUGUGUGCACCAGGGAAGCAUUGCUUUAAAGGUCACUGCAUCUGGCUCACACCAGACAUCCUGAAGCAGGAUGGACACUGGGGGGCAUGGAGCAAGUUUGGCUCUUGUUCCCGCACGUGUGGCACCGGGGUGAAGUACAGGACCCGGCAGUGUGACAACCCACAUCCUGCCAACGGAGGCCGCACGUGUGUGGGGCCAAGCUAUGAAUUCCAGCUGUGCAACACCCAGGACUGCCCCAAGGACUUGGAGGAUUUCAGAGAGGAGCAGUGCCGGCAGUGGGACCCCUACUUUGAGUACCAGAACACCAAACACCACUGGCUCCCCUAUGAACAUGUUGAUGCCAAGGAGAGGUGCCACCUGUACUGCGAAUCCAAGGAGACAGGGGAUGUGGUGUACAUGAAGAGGAUGGUGCACGACGGGACCCGCUGCUCCUACAAGGAUGCUUACAGCAUCUGCGUGAGGGGAGACUGCCUCAAAGUUGGGUGUGACAGGGUCAUAGGUUCCACGAAGCAGGAAGAUAAGUGUGGUGUCUGUGGAGGAGAUAAUUCCCACUGCAAAGUGGUGAAAAGAACAUUUUCAAGAGUACCAAAAAAGCAAGGGUACGUUAAGAUGUUUGAAAUUCCUGCUGGUGCAAGACAUUUACUUAUACAGGAAACAGAUGCCACCACUCAUCAUCUUGCUAUUAAAAAUCGUGAAACGGGGAAAUUCAUUCUAAGUGAGGACAACUAUGUGCCAGACUCCAAAGUAUUUAUUGACAUGGGUGUGGAGUGGGAAUAUCGGAAUGACGACGACAGAGAAACGGUGCAGACCAUGGGGCCGCUGCGCCAUGGAAUAGUUAUCCUGGUGAUUCCUCAUGGUGGUGCCAAGAUAUCUUUGACUUACAAGUACAUGAUCCAUGAAGAUUCCUUGAAUGUAGAUAACAAUAAUGUUUUGGAAGAGGACUCAUUGUCAUAUGAAUGGGCUUUGAAGAAAUGGUCCCAGUGUUCAAAACCUUGUGGAGGAGGCUACCAGCUCACCAAGUACGGCUGCCGCAGGAAGACGGACCACAAGAUGGUUCAUCGCAGCUACUGCGAGCUGAUCCAGAAGCCCAAACCCAUCCGCAGGGUGUGCAACCUCCAGGAGUGCUCCCAGCCCAUAUGGGUCACAGGGGAAUGGGAGCCUUGCAGCAAAUCCUGUGGAAAGACAGGGUAUCAGGUGCGGUCUGUGCGCUGCAUCCAGCCCCUGCACGACAACACAAAUCGCUCUGUCCACACCAAGUACUGCAACAACGACCGCCCCGAGGGCAGGAGGCCCUGCAACAGGGAGCUGUGCCCAGCUCAGUGGAGAAUAGGACCCUGGUCACAGUGCUCUGUCAGCUGUGGCAAUGGCACCCAGGAUCGCCCGGUCCUGUGCCGGACCAGGGACAAUGUCAUCGGCCUGUGCAAGGAGAAUAAACCUGAGACCGUCAGGAUUUGCAGACUACCUCCGUGUCCCAGAAACGUUUCUGAUCCUUCAAAGAAAACCUACAUGAUACAAUGGCUGUCAAGACCUGAUCCAGACUACCCCAUCCAGAAAAUAUCUUCAAAAGAUCAUUGUCAAGGAGACAAGUCAAUGUUUUGUCGCAUGGAAGUUCUCUCCCGUUACUGCUCCAUUCCCGGGUACCAUAAGCUGUGUUGCAAGUCCUGCAACAUGUACAGCAACGUAACAGAGGAUGGCAAUGUAACCAGUGCCAAUGUAAAUAAGAAUAAUGCCAUUGAGGAGGAGCUCCUGACAACCCUCAGCCCUCCCGUGGGAGUGUCCACCACACAGUCUGCCACCAGCCCUCCUCUGCUUUCCAAAACACGUGCACCCCCUUCCAAUGCCACUGAGGAGCACCCAGAAAUCAAUGCAGUGGAUGUUCCCUACAAAGUUGAUGGCUUGGAUAAUGAAGUACCACAGCACAACAUCAUUACACGGAGGAGGCCUUAUGAAAGGACAAGGAAUCAAAGAAUUCAGGAGCUGAUCGCUGAGAAAAUGAAAAGAGAGACUCUUAGGAAAAUAAACUAAAAUGGAAAUAUGGCACGAACAACAUUUUUCUCUUAUAGAGAUGUUACCAACUUCGUAGUAUUGGCCAUCGUAGAGACUAAGAAUGGGGGAAAAUCGAAGUGGUGCUAUGGCAGAGAUACCAAAUUCUCAAGCCUACUAUAAAUGGGAAUGACAGAUUGUUUCAUAAGUGCUAAUCUGAACACUUUGAUGGCUAGGUUAGGUGUACAGGGUACGGCAGAGUAUUAGUGCAAUAUCCCUACAGUGUCCCACUGAAUCCAAACAAACCGUGUUACUUAGGUCAGGUUAGCAAUUUUCUCAGUUACAGGCUCUUUAAAGUCUUCUACACCUACAUAAAACUGCUUGGGAAUAGUAAAGGGAGUCACACUUAGUAUGGCAGAAAGCAGUCCCAAGAAAAUAAAUCCCUUUAACUCUGACAAGCAGGGGGUCAGCACUCCUGUGAUGCUUCUGUGCCUAGCACAAAGCCUGGCACUAACACAGCCAGCUUCGGGAAGGCUCUUAGGACAUGCCAGGCUGGGUUUGGCUGACCUUGGCAGAGCUGCCUCUGGUCACAGCUCGGCAUGUGCUCACGUAGCUUCCUGAACCAGGACUGUGUAAGAAAAUACAGAGAAAACUCUGUAGCCAUAUAUUUAUGUGUAAAUUAAAAACUGACAAACAGUAGUUUACAUACUUCCAUAAACAAUUUCAAAGGAUUCUCCUAAACUUUUGGACACAUGCAAGACAUUUAGUAGGGUAGAUCUGGCCAACUUGGACUGACAACAUUCUAGUCUUUCUGUUUACAAUUAUCCAUAUUUUUUAUAAUCUUUAAGUUCCUGUAAUGCAACAGCCUCAGUGAUCCUUAUUGGUCGGUGCUUUUUUUAUUGGUCUGAUUUUUUUCUACCCACAUUCUGUUUAACUUAAAGAUGACUGGAUUCUUGUUGUCUUUUCUUUGGUGCUUUGUUAAGAAAAACUUUUUUUUCCCCCCACAUAGGAUGCAGUUAUUUUUGAGGAAUUAAUUUUGUAUUAUCUUCCUUUCCUUAGGACAGCUUUAAUGGUGCAGAAGUGAACAACUGUUUGCUGUGCCCUUACAUGAACACACACACAUACACACACAUUGUGUAUUCACAGCACUAGGUCUGCUAGAAAACUUUAAGAUGUGUAACCUGACAACCCUUUGAGUACUUUUUUCCCCCUCAGGGUCAUCAUGGUUUUCACAGGUCAUUUUGAAUUCCUGGUUGGAGAACAGAAGAUGAACUCAGCUUGGCUCUAACACUGCUGAGACAGGGAGCAUGGACUGGUUCCUGCUGUGGGUGGCAUCUGAGCAGAUUUUUUCCUGGCUUGGAUUCUUCCAUUUGUUUCUUCUUUGCUGGUAAAUCUCCUGCAGAGUCCGGGGCUUCCCUGAAAUCCUCUCUUUACCACUAGGUAGGUUUGGUGGCUCCAAGUUCAUAUUUUCCAGUCUGAGAGGAAGAUCUCACCCUCCAGCCUGAGCUGGUUCUGGUUUGAAGCAGCACCAGCAAUAAGCCCAUAUAUAGAGUCACAAAAUUAUUGGGAAUGUGCUUCAUUCCCAGCAGUGAGUGAGCUCUUCCCUGGUCCAGCUGCUGGCAAAGAGCUUCACAAGUACUGCAAGGUGAAGAACGUGUGACUCUCUGUGACUUACCUUCUGCCCUUGACCACCACGACUGAAUGAACUGCCCAGUCUCCUCUUCCAAACGAGCCAUUCCUGCUGGAAAGGAGGCAAGAGCCUGCAGGAACCUCAGGCUUUACAGCACCUACACGUGGAACUGUUUUGGCCUGAACUGUGGCUAGAAGUUUCUGAAGCACAAGCCUGGUCUAAGAAAAAUUCUUCAUGGAGAUACUAGCCCAAGCAGAGAAGGAAUGUUUUCAGCUGGGAUGUGGCAUCCAGUGCUCCUUCUUACACAGGGUCAGGGUGAUACACUUGGAGCAGCUCGGUGCAGGGAUGAGAGAUACCCUGAAGACAAGGAUAACUGGGAAGCCAAACAGGCCUGCUAAGAGUCCAGAGCAUCAGGAAACGUCUCCUGGGCCAAGCAGACGUGGCUGCAGAUGUGGAAGCAGCAGCAAGUACAAGCAAAAAUCUGUUCUGGUUUGUAGAAGUAAAAUUCAGGCCGUGCAGUUUGGCAGCACAGUGGGAUCAGUUCCACCAUAGAUUUUCACUCCUGGGACAUGGAGUGUUCUCCUGCAGUCGAAGGGUGCUUGUCCUUGGUGCCCUGUCCCAGCCCAGCUCCAUGACCUGCUGGCUGUCACACAGCCACGGUGUGCAGGCAAGCCCCAGGAACCUUGUGCCAAGGGAUUUGUGGUUGCCUACAUCUGGGACAAGUUCUAAUAACAGUGUAGGGUCAGGUCACAUCUGUGCACAGCAGCAACGUAGUAAUGAGACUGAAGGGAAAAAAACCCCACCAUUCUAUUUAUAAGCAAGGAAGAUGUGUCUAAAUCAAGAUCAUUCCAGCUGCUGUGCCAUGGGAGACACAAGCUGUAGCCAGCCAGGCUCCCAGCCUGUAGUCAUAGUAUUUCUUGCCUUCCACGUUUCCUUUACACAGAUGUGGUUAGUAUAAAACUCAUCUUUUCCCCUUCAAGUUAGUAUCUUUUUAGCUCUGUGGACAAUAAAAAAACCACAACCCCCAGCUUUUUCAUAGACUAGGAAGCUCAUCCAAGCAUAUGAAACUUAGAAAAAAAUCUUACAAAGCCAAAGAUAGAAAGGGUUGGAGCUGGAUUUAUGCAGAUGGGGAGGUAAAGUUUGCUGCCUGGAGGGUACCAGUCUAACCCUCUGGGACUUUUUCAAGACCCAUUUCUCCAAUCUCCUGAGGUAACUCAUCUAAUAGAUUCUGUUCUGCCCUAGCUUCUGGAAUAGGCUUAGUCAACCAGGCAG
Molecule: messenger RNA, 6452 nt
Organism: Pyrgilauda ruficollis (rufous-necked snowfinch)
Lineage: Eukaryota; Metazoa; Chordata; Aves; Passeriformes; Passeridae
Gene: ADAMTS2
Product: ADAM metallopeptidase with thrombospondin type 1 motif 2
Exons: 22
Coding region: 35-3592 (1185 amino acids)
Biological process (GO): proteolysis; extracellular matrix organization
Molecular function (GO): zinc ion binding; metalloendopeptidase activity
Source: RefSeq, a predicted model, not a curated record